This is a messenger RNA of Megalobrama amblycephala (Wuchang bream), 1694 nucleotides long. It is a transcript of the gene vash1, whose product is annotated as vasohibin 1. Gene Ontology annotation, biological process: regulation of angiogenesis. Lineage: Eukaryota; Metazoa; Chordata; Actinopteri; Cypriniformes; Xenocyprididae. Gene Ontology annotation, cellular component: cytoplasm. The record is from RefSeq and is a predicted model, not a curated record.
UCAAAACGAAUCGUUCAAGAAUCGGCCAUCACAAUCAGUGCCGUAUAACGGGAUCUGUGAUCUGACAGGGCGAUGGCUCGGACAGCAAACCGAAGAAGAAUGAAGCUGAACAUGGAAAACGACUGUACUGCAUCGUGUUGUGUUUAAAUGCCUGAAGGACAGAGACUGACGCCCCGGACAGCGGUAUAGUGACGUCAGAGGAGCGUCUGUAGCCUCAUUGUCUGUAAUGCUGCUCAAUGCCGAAGGUGAGGGUUACGACCGUGUGCCAUUGCCUGUCCAUGCCGGUGUCCUGCUGCGGGGCGCUCCAUCACGGCUCCUCUCCGAGGAGAAUCGUCCACAGCCAGGCAGGAAUCAGGACUUGUUUGAGCCAACCGCGUGCUUCUGUUGGGCUGAAGAUGCUGCGGACUGCUUUCAGUUUGGAGGGAGUCGAGGAGCGGGACGAGGAACAAGAGGAUGAUGGAGAAGAUCAGAGGGAUGGUGGGAUCCCGUUCAUCAUUAAUAGGGGUGGUCUGCCCGUAAAUGAGGAGACCUGGGAGAAGAUGUGGCAGCACGUGGCCCGCAUCCACCCGGAUGGAGAAGCGCUGGGCAGGAGGAUACGGGGAACCAGCGACCUGCCCAAGAUUCCAGUACCAAGUGUGCCUACAUUCCCGGCCAGCAGCAGCAUUCCUCAUCGCCUGGAAGCCAUUCAGAGAUACAUCAGGGACUUGCAAUACAAUCACACUGGAACACAGUUCUUUGAGAUCAAGAAGAGCAGGCCGCUCACAGCAUUAAUGGACAUUGCCAAGGAAAUGACAAGAGAAUCUCUACCAAUCAAAUGUUUGGAAGCCGUUAUCCUCGGAAUUUACCUCACCAACAGCAUGCCGAGCGUCGAGCGGUUUCCUCUCAGCUUUAAAACACAGUUCUCAGGGAGUCAUUUCCGUCACAUUGUGCUGGGCGUACACAGCGGGGGCCGCUUCGGUGCUCUGGGCAUCAGUCGCCGUGAGGACCUGAUGUACAAACCGCUGGAGUACAAAACCCUCAGCGACCUCCUGCAAGAGUUUCAGGCGGCCUAUCGGGGCUACUGGCACACGCUGUGCAAGGUCAAGAUCGGUCAUUAUGUGUCACAUGAUCCCCACAGUGUGGAGCAGAUAGAGUGGAAGCAUUCGGUACUGGAUGUGGACAAGCUGUCCAAAGAAGAGCUGAGGAAAGAGCUGGAGAGACACACCCGGGAUAUGAGGCUGAAGAUCGGUAAAGCUGCUCCUCCAUCACCCUCUAGAGACCGGAGGAAGGAUAUGGGAUCUCCUCUGAGGAACCCGGGCAGCCCGAUGCGCAAGAACAGCCACAGCGACAGACGGCUGUCAAUGGAGAAGAGAGCGGGGCCGGCAGCGGAUCUGAACGGAUACCAGAUCAGGGUGUGAGAGAUUCGACAUGAAGAGGAUCCUCUGCUCACUCACACCUCAAACCAUUAGAAACAUGCAUCAUAUUUAUAUUCAUUUCACAUUUAAUCUGUAAAUACAGUGCAGUUAGCCUUUAACUACUAGUAGACUAAUGUACAGGCUCGUCUGUAGUGCCUUUGAUCAGAAAAAUGAUUCUCCUCCUUGUUUUCCAGCACAAAUAUCUAAACAUUCUUAAAUUCAAGAUACAUUUACUGAAGUAAAAUGGCUUCAAAUAUUAAGUCUUGUUUGUAUCAAAAUGAAGUGAGUUUGCGUGUAAAA